GAAGCACAUGUACUUCAACCAAAUAUAGAUCAGUAUAAAUAGAACAUGGAUCCUCGUCAUGAUGAGACUUGCAAAACAACUGCUACGCUUCUGAACUGUAAACUAAGGUUCAGAGAGAACCAAACAAGAAACAUAAGAACAAUGGAACAGUUUGAGUGUGAUUUCUACCAAACAGACUACAGUUUUGAAGAUGCUGCUCAAGGUCUUUCUACAACUGGGGCAAGUAGCCAGUACGACCAGAAUAAUUACAGAACAAGAAAGCAAGAAUAUCUUUACUCAGGGAUGACGUCUUCUUCAUUGGAUCAGCCUGGUUAUAUUUGUGAAGAACCAUCAUAUGCUGCAUCAGAUCCACCAUAUGGUCCACCACAAUAUAUUUUUCAGCCCAGUGACAACUUUGAAGAUGAACCUCCUUUGUUAGAAGAGCUGGGAAUCAACUUUAAUCACAUUUGGCAGAAAACUUUAACGGUUCUCAACCCAUGGAAGCCAGCAGAUGGCAGCAUAAUGAAUGAAACAGACCUGACAGGACCCUUGAUGUUUAGUUUUGCACUUGGCUCCACGCUUCUGUUGGCAGGGAAGAUCCAUUUUGGCUACAUGUACACCAUGAGUAUAUUUGGUUGCCUGGGAAUUCAUGCUUUAUUAAACCUGAUGAGUUUCACAGGUGUCUCACACGGAUGUGUUGCCAGUGUCCUGGGUUACUGCCUUCUGCCUAUGGUAAUACUGUCUUGCUUUGCCAUCAUACUUUCUCUCCAAGGAAUUGCUGGGACCAUCUUGGCGGCAGCUAUAAUAGUGUGGUGCAGUUUCUCAGCCUCAAAAAUCUUCAUCUCUACACUGGCAAUGGAAGGACAGCAACUACUUGUAGCCUAUCCCUGUGCACUGUUUUAUGGAUUAUUUGCAUUAUUAACUGUGUUCUGAAAUUCUAGGUGCCUUUAUAUUAAUUUAUGAAAAUAAAUGGAAAAAGACAUGAACACUCUGUGUUUUUCUGGAUAAUAGCAAGGCAAUAUACUGUAGAUGUGUUUUAUGAUAAUACUGUAUAUGACCUUUAUUAGGUAUGCAUAGGUUUUACAUGGUUUUUCAUUGUAUCAUUAUGAAAUAUAAUAUUGCAGAGAAUGACAGCUCCAAGCCCUCUGUUACAAUCCCUCUCCAACAAAAAAUCCUUGUGAAUAGCCAAAUUGGCUGUGCACCCUAUCAAAUUGCAUAAUUUUGUGCCAGACUUUGCAUGCCCACUUGUAAAUAGCAUUAAUGGCAAAAAUGCUGAUAUAGUCUUCCUGGGACCAAAAUUAAACAAAACUUUACUGCAUUAGAAAAACAAAACUGGAGCAAAAGAAAGAAGGGGGGAAUCAAGAAUAACUAUCACUAAUGCCCACAAAGACUAGAGUAGUCGUAUCUUACAACAUCCCUAAAGGGACCUUUUAUUAUAAGUAGACUUUGGUUAUGUGUUAAAACCGACCUCCAUCACAAAGGAACGUGAUAAAAAUAAAAUGGGAAACAUACAGAAUAUUU
Messenger RNA from Rana temporaria (common frog), 1500 nucleotides. It is a transcript of the gene YIPF7, whose product is annotated as Yip1 domain family member 7. Gene Ontology annotation, biological process: endoplasmic reticulum to Golgi vesicle-mediated transport; vesicle fusion with Golgi apparatus. The transcript is spliced from 6 exons. The coding region runs from base 46 to 912 and encodes 288 amino acids. Gene Ontology annotation, cellular component: trans-Golgi network. The record is from RefSeq and is a predicted model, not a curated record. NCBI's taxonomy places the organism in Eukaryota, Metazoa, Chordata, Amphibia, Anura, Ranidae.